AUGGCCAAUUUGAAGAACCUUUUCUUGUCCUUCUUUGUAGUCCUAGCCCUUGGCCUGGCUCUCGUCCAGGCCACCGAGCCCCGCGGACCUAAGAUUACCAACAAGGUAUAUUUUGAUAUCGAGCAUGGCGAUGAGCCUCUAGGCCGAAUUGUGCUGGGAUUGUAUGGCAAGACUGUUCCCAAGACUGCCGAAAACUUCCGUGCUCUUGCUACUGGUGAGAAGGGCUUCGGAUAUGAAGGCUCCACCUUUCACCGUGUGAUCAAGAACUUUAUGAUUCAGGGUGGUGACUUUACCAACGGCGAUGGUACUGGUGGAAAGUCAAUCUACGGCAACAAGUUCGAGGAUGAGAACUUCAAGCUGAGGCACACCAAGAAAGGAGUUCUGAGCAUGGCCAAUGCCGGCAAGGACACCAAUGGCUCUCAGUUCUUUAUCACCACCGCGAUUACCUCUUGGCUCGAUGGCAGGCACGUCGUGUUCGGCGAGGUCCUCGAAGGCUACGACAUCGUCGAGAAGAUCGAAAACGUCCCCAAGGGUGCCAGCGAUAGGCCCACGAAGCCUGUGAAGAUUGUCAAGAGCGGGGAGCUGGAGUUCGAGGCCGAUGCCGAUACCAGCGCCGAUGAGGGUGAAAAGAAAGGUACCCAUGGGGAGCUAUAG
Messenger RNA from Aspergillus calidoustus, 654 nucleotides. NCBI's taxonomy places the organism in Eukaryota, Fungi, Ascomycota, Eurotiomycetes, Eurotiales, Aspergillaceae. The record is from the annotation of a GenBank genome assembly.